Molecule: messenger RNA, 1583 nt
Organism: Anopheles maculipalpis
Lineage: Eukaryota; Metazoa; Arthropoda; Insecta; Diptera; Culicidae
Gene: tup
Product: insulin gene enhancer protein isl-1
Exons: 8
Coding region: 190-1575 (461 amino acids)
Biological process (GO): positive regulation of transcription by RNA polymerase II; axonogenesis; neuron fate specification
Cellular component (GO): nucleus
Molecular function (GO): DNA-binding transcription factor activity, RNA polymerase II-specific; cis-regulatory region sequence-specific DNA binding
Source: RefSeq, a predicted model, not a curated record
ACACAGGAAUCUAACAGAAACAUCGCGCAAAUUGUCGAAGAGCGGGAAAAACGCCAUAGCAGCAUUCAGUGUGUGCCUUAGGGAAACUAGUGCAGAUAUACGCACGAAGCAGAAUCAAGCGAUACCUUGAUUGGCAUCGCAGCACCACACAAGUCCUGAUUAACAUCAUUCCCACCAAAAUCAUCCUAUAUGGUAAUGGCAGAGAUCGGUGGCCCAUUGGCACACCAACUACCCUUACACAACCAUAGAGGUGGACUGGUGCAACCGUCGCUGGUAAUGAACCAUCACCUGGAUUCUCUGGACAGCAGUUGCCAUGGACCAAACAUUCACCCAAAAAAAGAACGCCUUUCCCUGUGCGUUGGAUGCGGUGGUCAAAUUCACGACCAGUACAUCCUGCGUGUCGCACCCGACCUCGAAUGGCACGCAGCCUGCCUCAAGUGCCAGGAAUGUCGUCAAUUUCUGGACGAGAGCUGUACCUGUUUCGUGCGUGACGGGAAAACCUAUUGCAAGCGAGAUUAUGUGAGAUUAUUCGGUACCAAAUGUGAUAAGUGCGGUAGCUCAUUUAGCAAAAACGACUUCGUGAUGCGGGCCAAAACGAAAAUCUACCACAUAGAAUGCUUUCGAUGUUCGGCCUGCGCCCGGCAACUAAUACCAGGUGAUGAGUUUGCGCUCCGGGAUGGUGGUUCGCUUUACUGCAAGGAAGAUCACGAUCAUCUGGAGAAAACGUCCCAAAAUGGCCUCAUACAGGGCGUGGAGCCCAACAACAAUAUCAGUGGCAAUGCCAACAACAACAACAACAUCAACAGUACCAAUAACAACAAUAAUAGUUUAAGCAAUAAUAACCACUCGAGUGAACUGGGGUCCAUGUCAGAUUCGGGCAGUGAAUCGGGAUCUCACAAAAGCUUGCGAGGCAAAGGACCCACCGGACCGUCGGACGGAAAACCGACGCGAGUGCGGACGGUGCUAAACGAGAAGCAGCUACACACGCUUCGUACGUGCUACAACGCAAACCCGCGACCCGACGCCCUGAUGAAGGAGCAGCUAGUGGAGAUGACCGGUCUGUCACCGCGGGUCAUACGGGUUUGGUUCCAGAACAAGCGCUGCAAGGAUAAGAAAAAAACCAUCCAGAUGAAACUGCAGAUGCAGCAAGAGAAGGAAGGGCGAAAGCUGGGCUACGGAAUGCAGGGAAUACCGAUGGUGGCGAGCUCACCUGUGCGGCACGACUCACCGCUUAAUCUGCACGGUCUAGAGGUGACCGCCUAUCAACCACCGUGGAAGGCGUUGUCCGAUUUCGCUCUCCAUUCCGAUCUCGAUAGCAACGGAUCGAUCAACACGCACACACCUGCUUUCCAGCAUUUAGUCAACCAGAUGCAUGGAUAUGACGUCGGCAAUGGUGGAGGAGCUGGUGGAGGUCCUGGCGGCGGUCCCGGCGGAAUGCCACCGAUGCCGGGACAGGGUGGGCAGGUUCCUCCCAUAGGGUCACACAUGGAUCUUAGCGGGCAUCAUCAUCCAGAUAGUACGGAUUCGUACGUAACCUAUCUCGAAAGCGACGACAGCAUGCAGGGCAGUCCAUAAGAAUUUUG